AUGGCCCAGCCUGUGGACCCGGAGCUCGGGGACGGCAGGCUCAGAAGAUCCAGCCCGGAGGGACGGAUUCCAGAAGGUUCUCCAUCCAAGUUGACUUCAUUGACUGGUACUAAGGCAGCAAGAGUGCCUGAAGAAGAAGUAGUGGUGCCCAACACUCAAGAUCAUCAAUUAACAUCAAGCCCUACCUCUCUGAAAACCUGUACUGCAUCUUCUGCCUUCCUGGAGACUACCAAAGAUGUCUCAAGAAAAAGAAAGAACUCUGAGGACAGCCCUAAAACAGGAAAAAAUCAGGAUCUUGAGCCUACCUACAUGGCACCACAAGAAUAUAACAGCUAUCAAAAAACCAAGCGGCAGUCCUGGCGUAGGGCUAGUAUGAAAGAAACAAACCGUCGGAAGUCACUGCCUCCCUUUCACCAGGAUAUCACAGAGCUCAGCAGAUCUAUCAGCAUAGACCUGGCCGAAAGCAAACGCCUUGGCUGCCUUCUGCUCUCCAGUUUUCAGUUCUCUGCAUGGAAACUUGAACCUUUUCUGAGAGAUACUGAUGGUGUCAGUCUUGAUACUUUUAGAGCCAGAGUAUCUUCAAUUUCUGAAGAAUUCAAGCAUUAUACAAACAGACUUGAAGAUGAUGGGACCUUACAAAAAUGCUCUGAAGAAUCAAAAGGUCAGUCAACAGAUAUUGCCUUGGAAGCAUCAAUGGCAGAAAUAAAAGAAUAUAUAGCCAGGCUUUCUUUGGAGUGUACGAAUUGGGAUCAACUAUUACUGCAUCACCAGAAAGUAGCUGAAGAGACAGCCAGGAUGUUAGAGGAAGCCAAAAUUACUGAUGUAGAACUGGACCCUGCUCUGUAUCUUCAGUCUUCACAACGUGAAAUUCUUAGUGCAAAACCUGACUACCAGAAAAUAUUAGACAGCCAGAAUGAGGUUUUUAACUGCAUGGAGAUGGUGCUGGAUGAAUUACAAGGAUCAAUAAAGCUGUUGUAUUCUUUUAUGGAAGAUACUACCCAAUUCUUCAAGAAGGUGUCAAUGCAACUUGGAAAAAGUACUGCCCAGCAGUUGGAAGCCUCACCAAUUAGAAAACUUCUUGAACCUCAACUACAAAAACCAUCUCUCACACACUAAUGUUCUCUGCUAAUGAUCACAGUCUACAUACAUUUCCUCCAAAUUGUCGUUCAGAUGGUUGAAGAUGAGAAGUUGCUGCCUUUUAUGGAGUGUGACCAUAAAUUAAUGUGACACUUUUUAAAAACAGGCAUCAGCACUUAAGUACUCUGAAUAUUCAGUUAUAAUUUUGUCUUCAGAGUCUUUACACAGACUCCACUGAUGGCAUUGCUCAAGACAUUUUUGGAAUUUAGAUUUGGAAAUGACACAUUUAUACAUAUAU
Messenger RNA from Dromiciops gliroides (monito del monte), 1375 nucleotides. RefSeq names its product kinetochore-associated protein DSN1 homolog. NCBI's taxonomy places the organism in Eukaryota, Metazoa, Chordata, Mammalia, Microbiotheria, Microbiotheriidae. The transcript has a single exon. The record is from RefSeq and is a predicted model, not a curated record. Gene Ontology annotation, biological process: cell division; mitotic sister chromatid segregation. Gene Ontology annotation, cellular component: MIS12/MIND type complex. The coding region runs from base 1 to 1116 and encodes 371 amino acids.